This is a messenger RNA of Phlebotomus argentipes, 1443 nucleotides long. RefSeq lists its product as uncharacterized. Lineage: Eukaryota; Metazoa; Arthropoda; Insecta; Diptera; Psychodidae. Gene Ontology annotation, cellular component: plasma membrane. The record is from RefSeq and is a predicted model, not a curated record. The transcript has 4 exons. The coding region runs from base 1 to 1443 and encodes 480 amino acids. Gene Ontology annotation, biological process: detection of chemical stimulus involved in sensory perception of smell; sensory perception of smell. Gene Ontology annotation, molecular function: odorant binding; olfactory receptor activity.
AUGGUUGUCAAUUACGAAGAUAUCAAGAAUAUUUUCAUAGAAUUGAGAAAAUUUUACACCGAGGAAGACAAUCUCUUGGUCAAAGAAGCGAGACGUCGUCACAAUUCAACCCAUAUUCAGGGCAUCACUUAUGGAGUCAUAUUUUACUGGACUAUGUUCUGGUUCUCAGAAAUCCUCCUUCAAGUUUUCAUCCGAGAAGUUGGCGGAAUACCUUAUCCAAUGCAAUAUUACAUCCCUUUCCUCAGCCCAUCUAAUCCUUACUUUCAUCUGACAAAUGCUAUAUUUCAAAACAUUCUCUUCUUUGCUGGUCUCACUGUAAUGGCAGGAAGUGAUUGCAUGAUCAUCAUGUUCGCUUUUCAAUUCCGCAGUGAAUUAGUGUCCUUAGAGGAAGUGAUUUCCAAGCUAGAAGACAUUGAAAUAUACAAGAAGAACAAAGACAUCUUGAUAACAGCUUAUCGAAUGCACUUAAAAUUGCUGAAUAUGUUUCAACAGCUGUCCGAUGUCUACUUUUACAUGUCCUUCUCUCAGGUUUUAUCAACAUUUAUCGGAACGACGUUUUUAUUUUAUGUCGUCGUCAUGUAUGGCCUAGAUAUCGCUCAUUUCAUCAUAAUAGUGGUGGUCAUUUGUCAGAUAUUUAUCCUUUGCCUCUUCGGUGAGAUCAUCUUUGCAAAGAUGUCUGCAUUACCGAAUGCUCUCUACCUCACAAAAUGGUAUGAAUUCACACCGAAGGAUAAAUGGAAACUGCUGUAUAUCCUUCACAACGCCCAACGUCCGUGCGGCCUUAAAGCUGUCGGCAUUGUGGAUGUUUCCAUCUACACGUUCGUUGAGAGCUUUGUUUUCUGUGCUGGUUUUAUGGCAAUCUCUGCCAGUGAUUGCAUGAUCAUCAUGUUCGCCUUUCAAUUUCGCAGUGAAUUAGUGUCCUUAGAGGAAGUGAUUGCUAAGCUGGAGGAUACCGAAGUGUACAAGGAAAACAGAGAUAUUUUGAUAACCGCCUAUCGAAUGCACUUGAAGUUGCUGAAUAUGUUUCAUCAUCUCACCGAUAUGCUCUUUUACAUGUCCUUCUCGCAGAUCUUAUCCACUUUCAUCGGUACGACAUUUCUCUUCUAUGUCGUCUUCAUGUACGGUCUCGAUAUUGCCCACACCGUAAUAAUCGUGAUGGUUAUUUGUCAAAUAUUCACCUUUUGUCUCUUUGGAGAGAUUAUAUUUGCAAAGAUGUCUGAAUUGCCGAAUGCUUUCUACCUCACCAAAUGGUAUGAUUUUGCACCGGAGGAUAAAUGGAAACUUCUUCAUAUCCUUCACAAUGCUCAGAAACCUUGCGGCCUUAAAGCUGUCGGCAUUGUGGAUGUUUCCAUCUACACGUUCGUUGAGUUGGUGAAAUUAUCAGGAUCUUAUUGCGCAAUUAUUCAUGCUCUCAGCAACAAAGGCACUUCCACUGGACAGUGA